UAUCAGCGACCCCGUAGCUACGGUUCAGUAGCGUCUCUGUAGCAGUCUCUGCUUACGUCGCGACUUAUCUAUUUUACUUCGUCCUCUAUUGAAUCGCGGUUCUCCGUCAGGCAACUAUCCGAGCGUUGUACUCCUGUUAGAGGCGGAGAGACCAACAAGACUCGAAUGGGGGCGAACCAGUCGGUUAACGACGAUUCCGACUCCGGAUCAGACGAGGAAGAGGAGGAGAGGCAACGAGGAGAGGACGAGGGGGAGGAGGAUGAUGAGGAGGAGGAUGGGGAGGAGGAGCAGCGCGGUGUAGCUAAUCGCGGUCAGGCAGGUAAUGGUGUGGACGAGGAUAGAAUGGAGGAGGGCGACGAACAAGGCGAAGGGUUACCCGAGGGAGGCGAACAGAGGAGUCUCGUGGGACGAGACUGCCGUCCCGCAAGGGUGCCGGUGGCUGCGAGCAGUGCCCCUGGGUCCAGGCAUCCAGCACAGCCAAAUCAUCAUAACCCCGACAGUGUGAGAGGCAACGACCUAGCAGCCGAGGAGGAAUGGCCGUUAACGAGCAAGGGCAAUAGCAAGGGCAAUAGCAAGGGCACGAGCAAGCAGCGGGAGGCGAAGCGGGAGCCGUCGUCAGAAGAAGGCGGGAGUUACCGGCGGGAAGUGGUGGGGGGACCUCCCCGCAGCGGCCUAAGAUCGUACUCCCGCGCAGACGGACCAACCGGGGCAGGCGGAAGGCUGGGUGACGCAGGGCGAGCGAACGGCCUCAAUGGGACGAGAGUAAGGGAGAAGACGAGCAUCAGAAGCAGUGGUGAUUCUUCCGGAACUAGCCCUUCUGGUGCUGCUGCUGGUGCUGGUGCUGGUGCUGGUGCUGGUGAUGGUACGGCUGGUACUGGUGCGGGUGGCGUGUUGCUGUUGGAGCAGGAGCCGGAGGUGAGUCCGUUUCGGCAGUCGCAGCUGCCAGUGGAGCCGCAGCACAACUCCCCGCAGUCCUCCCUCCCCGCCCCCACCCCCCAUGACAUGCUUCCAGCCGUCCGCCUCUUGCCGCCUACUGCCGCUGCUGCCCCUGCUGCUGCCAGUGGUAAUUCUUCCAGCGGCGCUGGUGCUCCUGCUCCUGCUUCUCCUGCUGCUCCUGCUGCUGCUGCGGCUGCGGCUGUGGCUGCUGCUAUGGUUGCUUUGGAAGGUGUGGGCCAGGGGUUGGUGAAUGCAGAUGUUGUUGCUCCUAGUGGGGCCGGCUCUGGUAGCCGCAGCCGUAGCAGCAGCGGCGGCAGCACUAGCAGUGCCGGCAGCAGCAGCAGCGGUGGCAGUGCGGAUGGUUUCGCUGGGAAGCUGGCAGGGGAGAGCAGCGACGGGACUGAAAGCUACAGCAGCGUCAGCAGCAGCCGAAGUGGUGGAUAUGGUGCUAGUUUUGCUGCUGCUGCUGCUGGGGAAGGUGGUGGAGAAUCAAAAGAGAGUGCCACUAGCAGGAGCAUUGCUAGCAGCGUGGGGGACUCUGGGGAGCUCUCCCUGAGUCACAUGCUUGCCCCCAGCCCUGCAGUCGCUGACGCUCUAGCAGCAGCGGCGGAGGCACACGGGGAGGGGAAGCCGGGGAGAAGAGGAGGGAAGGAGCAGAGCUGGGUGAGUGGUGAGAAGCUGGUGACCGUGAGACCAGGCAGUAAUGGAGUCAUCGUGGCAGCUGUUGGAACGGUAGCAGGGCCUGAGAUGACUUCUGGUGGAGAUGAUCCGCCUGCGCCUUAUGACCCUGCUGCUGCUGCUGCUGCUGUUGCUGCUGGUGGUGCUGCUGCUGGCAUUACAGCAGGUGCUGGUGGUGGUGGAGUUGUUUCGGAUGGGGAGAAAGUGGAAGCAGGGAAGGGUAAUGGAGAGGAAGCAGCAGGGUCGGAGGCAUGGCAGGGGCUGCUGGAUGCUCAGCUGGAUGUGAUGAGUGUGUCUCGCCCGCUCUCCUCGCACCCCUUCCUGCACUCCUCCUUUACCCCCAGCGACUUCUCCACUGAGUUCUACAUCAUCCGGCACGGCGAGGCGUCGCACAACGUGUCGACGCUCAUCGGGGGCCGGUCUCACGAUGCGCCUCUCACUGCGCUGGGCCAGCGCCAGGCGCACCUGCUGGGGGCCUUCCUGCGGGACUAUGCCGCGCUGCGCUUCGACGCCAUCUUCUCCUCGCCCAUCGAGCGCUCCAAGCAGACUGCUGUCAUCGUCUGCCAGGAGAUAGGCGAGUCGGAGAGCCGCAUCCAGUACUCGGACGAGCUGCAGGAGCUGUCGCAGGGGUCGUGGGAGCGGCAGCCACGGCAGUCCAUUUACCACCACGGCGUGCUGGAGCAGAUGACUGCUGCCCAGCCUGACUUCAGAGCCCCCGGAGGGGAGAGCCAGAGACAGGUGGAGUUCCGCAUGGUGGAGUUCAUCAACAGCGUGCUCUUCGCCCGCCAGCACCUCAUCUCCCCGGGCCCCUCCGCCCUCGCUGCUGCGCACUGCCUUGGCCUCCACACCAGCCACUCCGCUCCGUCCCUGCACCACCUCUCUGCCUCCCCCUCCCCCUCCUCCUCCUCUUCAACUUCCUCCUCCGCCGCCGCUUUCUCUUCCACCUCCUUCUCCUCCUCAUUCUCUUCAUCUGCUGCCACAGCUACCAAGGAGCGCCGUCCAAGGCCACCUUUCUUUUCUCCUGGAGCACAAGCCACAGGAGGAGACGCAGCAGCAGCAGCAGCAACAAGUGGGGACAGUCAGAGCAGCGGUACCAACGGUAACGCUGGUAACGCCCAUGCAAGCCAUGCCAGCAGCAGCAGCGGAAGCCAUCACAGCAAGGAUGGUGUAUUCCGGGUCGCUGUUUUUUCUCACGGGACUGCCAUACGAUGCCUCCUCCGCGGUCUCCUCGGGUCCAACCCCCACCUCACACAGAACAUCGGCAUCGACAACACGUCCAUCACUGUGCUCAAGCACACGUCCAAGAAGGGCUGGCAUCUGGUGAAGACAAAUGACACCGCCCACCUCAUCAUUGCCAAGGGUCCUCUUUCCUCCCAGCAAGCCUGCUGCUAGCCAAGAUGCUGCAGCUGGUGCCUUGGGUUCGUGGAUGAGCUGAGCAAUUCUGAUGCUGCAGGUGCUGCUGAUGCUGGUGGUGAUGCUGAUGAUGCUGGGGAGGGACUAUGCUGGUAGGGACUGCUGUUUGGUUGAGUCAGCCUGUUUGUGUGUUCUGGAUUGCAGUUCAGAGUUAUAAGCUGUCAAUUUUUUGUCAGUGAGGGCUUGGGUGUGGAGGCUGCUGGUGCCGUCUGCAUGCCUCAUGGUGCCAUCUGCAUGGCUCAUGGAUGUAUCAGACAUCAUGGGAUAGAAGGCAGUGAACCAUGCCAACAGUAUUGUACACCAUCUUUGAAAUGAAUAC
Molecule: messenger RNA, 3346 nt
Organism: Closterium sp. NIES-67
Lineage: Eukaryota; Viridiplantae; Streptophyta; Zygnematophyceae; Desmidiales; Closteriaceae
Source: the annotation of a GenBank genome assembly